CCAAAACAAAUUGAUGCCCAUCUUUCUUUGUGCUUGUUGAUGGAAGGAAAACGAUAACAAAGCAAGUAAUGGUGAUCCCAUGGAGCAGAUUAAUGUGCACCUCUCGCACAAUUCUGCUACCCCGCCUGCAGCUUUAUAGCAGAUCUUAUUCAAAAACGUUGCCUGGGGUUGCCGCCAACAUCCGCAUACUGAAUAACAAAAUCACAAACUUGAUUCGAGACAGUAAAUUGGAUGAAGCAAGGAUGUUGUUUGACAAAUCAAGACAAAGAAACCCGGUGACUUGGAAUUCAAUGUUGAGUGGGUAUGUAAGACGCAGAGAGAUAGUGAAAGCACGCCAACUGUUUGAUGAAAUGCCUGAGAGAGAUACUGUGUCCUGGAACACAAUGAUUUCCGGGUAUGUUGGUUGUCGGUGUCUAGAGGAGGGGAGGGUCUUGUUUGAUGGAAUGCCAUGUAGAGAUAUUGUUUCUUGGAACACGAUUAUUAGUGGGUACGCAAAGAAUGGAAGGAUGGAUGAAGCUUUAAGGCUCUUUGAUCAGGCUCCCAACAGGAAUACUGUUUCUUGGAAUGCCAUGGUUACAGGGUUUUUACAGAAUGGCGAUUUGAGGAAUGCCGUUGGGUUUUUCAAGAAAAUGCCUGAGCGAGAUGCGGCUUCUCUUAGCGCACUUGUCUCCGGUCUUAUUCAGAAUGGGGAAUUGGAUGAAGCUGGAAAGAUUCUGCUCGAGACUUCGUGUGAGAAUGAUGAGAGAUUAGAUAUGGUUCAUGCUUGUAACACUUUAAUUGCUGGAUAUGGCCGGAAAGGACGGAUUGAAGAUGCUAGACACCUUUUUGAUGAAAUUCCAUAUCAUCGUAGAAAUGUGGUGUCUUGGAAUACUAUGAUUAUGUGCUAUGUGAAAGCUAGGGAUGUUCUCUCUGCAAGGGUUCUAUUCGACCAGAUGAUGGAGCGGGACACAUGUUCAUGGAAUACGAUGAUAAAUGGUUACAUUGAAAUAUCCGACAUGGAAGAAGCUUCAUACUUGUUUAAAGAAAUGCCAAACCCUGAUGUAUAUACGUGGAAUUCAUUGAUCUCGGGAUUUUCCCAGAUGGGUAAAGUGGGAAUUGCUCGUGAAUUUUUCCAGAGGGCACCCCAAAGAAACCGUGUGUCAUGGAAUUCCAUCAUAGCUGCUUACGAGAAAAAUAAGGAAUAUAAAGUAGCAAUAGAACUAUUCACCAAGAUGCAAUCGGAGGGAGAAAAACCCGAUCGACAUACUUUGUCUUCCCUUAUGAGUGUUUGUGCUGAAAAUGCUUAUAUUCAUCUGGGUAUACAAAUACACCAGCAGCUCAUAAAGAUUGUUACUCCAGAUGUGCCAUUAAAUAACUCCCUUAUCACCAUGUAUGCCAGGUGUGGAGCUAUAACGGAAGCUAGAGUGAUCUUCGAGGAGAUGAAGUUUCGUAAAGAUGUAAUUUCAUGGAACGCAAUGAUCGGUGGAUAUGCAUCUCAUGGAUAUGCAACCAAGGCCUUAGAACUUUUUGGUUCAAUGAAGAAGCUAUCAAUCCAGCCAACAUAUAUAACAUUUAUAUCUGUUCUGAAUGCAUGUGCCAAUGCAGGCUUAGCCGAAGAAGGCCGUAUGCACUUCAAAUCCAUGAUUAAUGAAUUUGGUAUCAAACCCAGGGUAGAACAUUUUGCUUCCCUUGUGGAUACCAUGGGUCGGAAUGGACAACUUGAGGAGGCCAUAGAUUUGAUCAAAGGAAUGCCGGUUAAACCUGAUAAGGCGGUAUGGGGUGCGUUACUUGGUGCUUGUAAAGUGCAUAAUAAUAUUAAGUUAGCCCAGGUUGCGGCUGAAGCAUUAAUACGUCUUGAACCCGAAAGCUCUACACCAUAUGUGUUGCUACAUAAUAUGUAUGCUGAUGUUGGACAAUGGGAUGAUGCAACAGAAAUCAGGAUGUUAAUGGAGAAACAUAAUAUUAGAAAGGCAGCAGGGUACAGCUUGGUGGAUUCGAGUUCCAGAUGAUUUACGAUGUUUCUAGUAACGCAGUUCGAAUUAUAAUCAAUUGCAUUGUAGUUUGAUGCAACAUCUCGAGGAAGCUUUGUAUCGAUCGUGUGAUCUCCGAGAGAUCAAUUUAAGUCGUCAUAUGAUGGGGGACAUUUUGUGUUCCUUUGAUGAUACAAAUGGGGUCUUCACGGAAAGAGUCGAGGUCGAUGACAGUAUGCAUAUAUAUUUUGGGCUCGUUUGGUUUGGAGAACCCACAUAGAUAUUGACUUGAUG
Molecule: messenger RNA, 2243 nt
Organism: Cynara cardunculus var. scolymus (artichoke)
Lineage: Eukaryota; Viridiplantae; Streptophyta; Magnoliopsida; Asterales; Asteraceae
Product: pentatricopeptide repeat-containing protein At1g62260, mitochondrial
Exons: 1
Coding region: 69-1988 (639 amino acids)
Biological process (GO): RNA modification
Molecular function (GO): protein binding; RNA binding
Source: RefSeq, a predicted model, not a curated record